AUGAUCCUAGCACGGUCACCGGUCAGGCGACCCGUCAACUUGCCGUCGGAGUCAGCCGAGGCUCGCAAGGCUGAUUCUGCGGCCCCUCAGGCUUCCCCCCCUUCUUCAGGUACCUCAUCCACUGAUUUUCUCCCAACGUGGAGACCAAUAACAGACUCAAACUCCGCCAGCCUCAGCCGCCACGACAGUGUUUUUGAUGAUAGUUCAGCAGCUAUCUCGUUACCUCUCUCACAAAGUACUCAGUCGAAUGUUGUAGUAGAAGGAACUGACUGCUCGGAACGCGUGCAAACUCUGGCAUUGGGCAUUGUCAGAAUCCUAAGACAGGCCAAGUCUGUCACUGCGGAUAUGAGAAACAGAGCCAUCGACUCGGCAAAUCAAAUUGCUUGGAUAGCCGGUAACUCCAUGGCCCGCCGCAUAAAGGAGAUCGAGACAGAGUCCGCUGCACAUAAACAGGAGCUCACGUCUGUACGCAGCGAGCUCAGUGAAAUUAAGGCCCUCAUUGAGAGAAACAAAUCGGAUAAAAUCUAUAGUGACGGACAGACAGAUCUAAACUCACUCACAGCUACAGCUCUUGACCCAAUAAUGCAGGAGAUUCGCAAUCUAAGGGCAGAGCUGACUAAGCGGGAAGAAGCCUGCUCCGCAAUGCACGUCACUAAAGAGCAAUUGGACAGGAUUCUCGAUGAUAAGAUAGAAGCCAUAAAAGCCGAUAUCUCCACAGCGAAAACUGCCAUCUUAGAUAUGAAAGAGGCUAGACAUGAGGAAGUCAUGGCAAUAAUGCACGAACAAGGCACUGCCCUUGACACCGAAGUUGCUCUCAAUGAAAUCAAGGAGCAAAUUAAAGAAGUCCAGACUAAAAUACAAGAAAACGCUAAGGCGACCAGUGCAGUUGUGAACGGACCAAAUGCUAAGAAGCCGAAUGAUCCGUCAACUGCAACUGUAGCACCUAUCGUAGAACCCAAAUCAGGCAAUCAGAGUAACAAAAAUAAACCGCGCCGUCCUAGCAGUUAUGCUGAAGCCUUGAGCAAGCCGAAUUACGCGGUCUUAAUUGAAUCGGCCGAUCCCAGGAAAACGUCUGAUGACGUUAUAAACCAAGUAAAACAGAACGUUAACGUCAUCGAUUUAGGCAUUGGCGUAAGCAGAGUAACCAAGAUCAGGAACCAAAAGGUUGUGAUGGCAUGCGGGUCCCAAGAAGAACGCAAAGCCCUUCAGGAGGCGAUACGCCAAAAAUGCACACAGAUCUCUGCUAGAAGCACAAGGGAUAGACUCCCACAAAUUAGGCUUGUCGGAGUUGUAAAUAGCCUCACAGAUGAACAGAUUGAGAAGGCGGUCAUCAGCCAAAAUCGACAUCUGCUUGGCUCCCUUCCUCCCAAUUCGCAGGUCAGGACACUACGUAGGACCAAAGGUAGAACACAGGAAGUCAAGAACGUGAUUCUGGAAGUAUCGCCUCCGAUAUGGAAAGCUGUUCAAGGGCAAAAGCUUCACAUCGGCCUGCAACUGGUGCCUGCAGUCGAUCAGUCGCCUCUGACCCAGUGCUACAAAUGCAUGGGAUAUAAUCACAGGGCGGCUGAAUGUAAUGAACAGAUUAGAUGUGGGCAUUGUGCCCAAGAGCAUGAUACCAGAGUGUGUCCAAAUAGGAACUUGACCCCUCAGUGCUGUAACUGCAAAAAGGCAAAGAGAGACCUUGAGCCACAUCCAGCAUACAGCCAAGACUGCCCCGACUGGCAGAAAUGGGAUGGAAUAGCAAGGGAGAAACUCAAGAUAGUACAAAUUAACCUUGGGAGGGGACAUUCCGCCACACAAGAAUGCCUGAGAGAAGCCAGUCAGAAAGGUUACUCAGUCUUGCUGCUUCAAGAGCCUUACGUUGGCUCCAAAGGGUACUUAAGUGUUGGUAGUAACAGUCGAGUCAUACAAAAGCUACAUAACAGAAGCCACCCGGUAAGGGCAGCCAUUGUCAUACUAAACCCAAUUAUACGUGUAAUCGAAAGUCAAGAUUGGAUUACAGAGGACAUGGUUGGAUUAAAAAUCAUCGUUGGCAAUGAAACGUAUACUUUUGUUAAUGUUUACCUAGAUAAGACGCACAACAUUGAACAAACCAUGAACACUCUUCGUAAAAUUGUUGACUCGACUGGAACUGCCAACCUUCUCAUUGCGGGUGACGCCAACGCCAAAAGUCAGUGGUGGGGAUGUGAUACCGAGGACGAACGAGGCAGCAAAAUAAUGGACACUUUUGCAGAGCUUGGGAUGGAAGUCCUCAAUCAAGGGUCGCAGCCGACAUUUCUGGUGUAUCGACAAGGACAACCAUGCCAAAGCAUCAUUGAUAUUACGGCUUGCUCGUCACAGAUCCUCAACAUAAUUACAGACUGGCGAAUAAACCCAAGCCUCUGUUCGUUAUCGGAUCACAUCCCGAUUACCUUUAACCUUAAAGUCACUACAAACCUUGAUACACACUCUGGUUCGUCCACACGGGUAUUCUUUACUGCAAAAGCCGACUGGAACAAAUUUGAAGAAACACUUAUUAAUAACCUCCAACAACAGAAUAUCAACACUGAAACAAUAUCGAACACAAAAAACACUACUGAUCUUGAAAAUUUAGUACAGAAAUUUCAUGACGCUCUAACCGGUGCUUGCAACGACUCGAUUCCCAAGCUACAUAGUAAAAAAUCUACAAAUACUGCAAAGUGGUGGACUUCAGACCUCUCUAACUUAAAAGCAGAACUUAAGAGAAGCAGAAACAGAAUAAAGAAGGCCAACGCCAAUGCUAGAAGCUUUGUAGUAGAGGAAUACCUAAGGAAAAAAGAACAAUAUAAGAAGGAGAUACAGCAAGCGAUCACAAAAAGCUGGAAAGAAUUCUGUACGGGUGAAGAAAGAGAAACGGUCUGGCAAAGAUCCUACAGAAUCAUAAAACACUCCAGCAAAGAUGUCCGCGAAAAACUGUUAACAGACAAUAACGUCACCACACUCUCGGCGGAUGAGUCUGCAGCCCUCCUAGCCAACACCUUUUUUCCAGAAGACGAUCCCACAAAAGACAAUCACGAACAUACUCAAAUCAGGCAAAAAUCAAUAGAAAUCUCUUCAAAGAAUCUUCCCAUCGACAGGCAAAUUGAUCUUUUUACGGAACAGGAGUUACGCUCAGCACUGCAGCAUGCCAACUCUAAAAAAGCUCCAGGUUCGGACGCAUUCACUGCAGAUAUUUGCCAAAAAGCUUUUAAGACAUGCCCAGAAGUAUUGUUAGCGAUCUAUAACCGGUGCCUUCUCCUGAGUUACUUCCCUGAAGUAUGGAAGGAGGCCCAUAUAAAGGUUAUACCUAAACCUGGCAAGGAAGACUACAGCAUUCCUAAGUCAUAUCGACCCAUAGGCCUUCUUUCACUAUUAGGGAAGACCCUAGAGAAAAUGAUUGUGAAGAGACUACAGUGGGACCUUAUUGGUCGGGGCUCUUUACACCCCAACCAGUACGGCUUCCUUCCACAAAGAAGUACAGAGGACGCACUAUACGACUCACUGAGCAUAGUUAAAAAUGCCAUAAAAUCUAAACAACUGGCAGUUAUCGUCUCCCUCGAUAUUCAAGGAGCCUUUGACACCGCUUGGUGGCCCACUAUUAUUACACAGCUGGAUACCAUGGGAAUCGACAAGGACUUAUUACAACUGAUAACCUCUUAUUUGUCGGAUAGGAAAAUAACUAUCAAUUACUCUGGUGCAACAGUUAACAAGAAAACUAAUAGGGGCUGUAUCCAAGGAUCGGUCUGUGGACCGAUUCUCUGGAACGUUCAAUUGAAUCAGGCACUUGAACCCUCCCAAUAUGACGGAGUACACAUACAAGCCUUUGCAGAUGACAUACUCCUCAUAGCCCAGGGUAGCACUGGAGAGGAGGUGGAGAGAAACUUGAACCAAGCGCUUUCAAAGAUACUUCAAUGGGGCAACAAGCUUAAGCUCAAAUUUGCCCCACACAAAACGCAAGCAGUUCUCUUCACCAAGAAACUCAAGUAUCAUACUCCUAGGCUCGUGAUGGACGGAACAUCUAUUGAACUGCGGGAUGAAGUUAAGGUUCUCGGUUUAACCAUAGACCGGAACCUUAACUUCAAUUCUCACAUUCGCGCUGUCUCUGCAAAGGCUUUAAACAUAUAUAAAUCAGUGUCUAAGAUGGCCAGGGCUCAAUGGGGCCUGAAUCCCGGUGUCCUCAAGUUAAUUUAUCAAUCAGUUGUAGAACCGACCAUCCUUUAUGCCGCCAGUUGCUGGGCCCAUACCACCUCGAAUCACAAUGUUGGGAAAAUUCUUGACAGAGUCACCAGGCUCUUCGCAAUCAAAAUAUGUAAAGGACAUAGAACUACCUCGUUCUCUGCCAGCGUGGUGCUUGCGGGGAUUCUUCCCCUCAAAAUUAAAGCGAUCGAACAGGCCGAGUUGUACUUAAUUAAGAGGGGAGAACCCUUGAGAGCGCUGCCUGGCAGAGAAUUUGAAAGUCGCACACCGGUCUCCUUACUACCACAUCCAACCAAUAGAAAUACAGUUCCUUUUAAAAUCAUAAGCAGUCAAACCGAACUAGAUGAGGUUAUAGAUAAUAACUGGCCGAGGUUCUAUACUGAUGGCAGCAAGAUAGAGGGUAAAGUCGGCGGUUCUGUCACAUGUUGGAUCGAUGGUAAAGAAGUCUACUCAACCAGCUUCCGCCUGGAAGAUUUUUGCUCCGUCUUCCAGGCGGAAUUAGCAGCCAUACUGAAAGCCAUCGAGACAAUGUGCAAUAAGUCGAGAUUCCAUACUGCAAACAUCUUGAGUGACUCGAGAUCAGCUUUAGAGAGUAUUGCAGAUCCAUGUCCACUCCACCCCCUCACCACGAAGAUCCGGCAAAAAAUUCAGAAUCUCCAACAAUGCAGUGGAAAAGUAUGCUUCUAUUGGGUGAAAGCUCAUACAGGAAUAAUUGGCAAUGAGCGCGCGGACGACCUCGCCAAGACAGCGGCUCUGAAAAAGAAGACAAGGCCCAUAUAUGAUCGGUUUCCUCUAACGUACGCCAAAAAGGUAUUAAGGGAAAAAUCACUAGAUAAGUGCCAAAAAUUAUAUAUAGAAUCCAACACAGCAGCCGUAACAAAAAUAUUCUUACCAGAUAUUCGAAAAGCAUAUAAGAUAGUAAAGGAAAUAGAAAUAGAUAAUACAAUAACUCACCUUCUCACCGGACAUGGAGGAAACCGAUCAUAUCUUCACAGGUUUAAACUUAUAGAUAGCCCCAGCUGCCAAUGUGACAGUGAAACCCCGCAAACCAUACAGCAUAUACUUUUCGACUGCCAAAGAUUCGCUAAAAAACGGUUUGACUACGAGUUCAAAUUGGAUGCAACACUGUCUGAAAGCAAUAUGGAAUACAUAUUUGAAAAUAAAGAAACCAGGGAUAUAUUCCUUAACUUCGCAAAGUCUCUGCUGAGGGUCGUGGCAAGAGAGAAUGGAGCAAGAAUAGUUGAUUAA
Galleria mellonella (greater wax moth) is the source of this 5442-nucleotide messenger RNA. RefSeq lists its product as uncharacterized. The transcript is spliced from 2 exons. The record is from RefSeq and is a predicted model, not a curated record. Lineage: Eukaryota; Metazoa; Arthropoda; Insecta; Lepidoptera; Pyralidae. Gene Ontology annotation, molecular function: nucleic acid binding; RNA-DNA hybrid ribonuclease activity. Bases 1 to 5442 code for a protein of 1813 amino acids.